UUCUUAAAAAAACCAAAAGUAAAAAUAAAAAAUAAAGAACCCUAAGAGCAACAAUAAAAAAAAAAAGAGACAAAACCAGAUCUUAAUCUGUACCCACGAACUCGUUUCGUGAGAGGAUCAAAGGGUCUUCACCAAAUCUCUGUCUUGUUCGGUGUUCCUGCAGAUUUCUGUGAAAAUCAAAGAGGAAAAUGGAUCAGCAAGGCCAUGGACAGUCCUCAGGCAUGAACUAUGGAUCAAACCCUUACCAAACCAACCCUAUGACGGCAGCCGCAGCCGCUGCCGCUAUGGCCACGGGCCAGUUGGCGUACCACCAGACCCAGCAGCAGCAGCAGCAGCAACAGCUGGCUCAGCAGCUCCAAGCCUUUUGGGAGAACCAAUACAAAGACAUUGAGAAAACCACUGAUUUCAAGAACCACAGUUUGCCGCUGGCAAGAAUCAAGAAGAUCAUGAAGGCCGACGAGGACGUACGCAUGAUCUCGGCCGAGGCCCCUGUGGUGUUCGCGAGGGCCUGCGAGAUGUUCAUCCUCGAGCUCACCCUCAGGUCGUGGAACCACACGGAAGAGAACAAGAGGCGGACGCUGCAGAAGAAUGAUAUUGCCGCUGCUGUGACGAGAACCGAUAUCUUCGAUUUCUUGGUGGAUAUUGUUCCACGCGAGGAUCUUCGGGAUGAGGUCUUGGGGACUAUCCCGAGGGGGACGAUUCCCGAGGCUGCAGCUGCUGGUUACCCUUACGGGUACUUGCCUGCAGCCACUGCUCCAAUCGGGAACCCGGGUAUGGUGAUGGGUAACCCGAGCGCUUACCCGUCUAACCCGUAUAUGGCUCAACCAAUGUGGCAACAGCAGGGACAUGAGCAACAGGAAACUCCGGAGAAUUAGCUUUCGCCUAAGAAACUGGAUUCCAGAAGAGGAGCUUUCGGGUUGGAAUCUCUUUUCCUUGGAUCCAGACAUGUUACAAGAAAGAAGGAUCAAACAUAAUGUAAAUACAACUUCUGACAUCGGUUCUUUGGAGACCGAUGUGUGUAGUAGUAGAAGAAACCUAAGCUUUGGCAAAGUAAGAAAAAUGUUUGCUUGACAGCUCUUUGUUUCUUGGUUUCCUGUUACCGCCUCUCUUUUAUCCUGUUAGAUAUGCCUUCAAUCCAAACUGGUCCUUUUAUC
Tarenaya hassleriana is the source of this 1154-nucleotide messenger RNA. Its product is annotated as nuclear transcription factor Y subunit C-9. Gene Ontology annotation, molecular function: DNA-binding transcription activator activity, RNA polymerase II-specific; protein heterodimerization activity; DNA binding. The transcript is spliced from 3 exons. Gene Ontology annotation, biological process: regulation of DNA-templated transcription. The record is from RefSeq and is a predicted model, not a curated record. Bases 189 to 875 code for a protein of 228 amino acids. NCBI's taxonomy places the organism in Eukaryota, Viridiplantae, Streptophyta, Magnoliopsida, Brassicales, Cleomaceae. Gene Ontology annotation, cellular component: nucleus.